Molecule: messenger RNA, 2861 nt
Organism: Pristis pectinata (smalltooth sawfish)
Lineage: Eukaryota; Metazoa; Chordata; Chondrichthyes; Rhinopristiformes; Pristidae
Gene: sox21b
Product: SRY-box transcription factor 21b
Biological process (GO): cell differentiation; anatomical structure morphogenesis; regulation of DNA-templated transcription
Molecular function (GO): DNA-binding transcription factor activity, RNA polymerase II-specific; RNA polymerase II cis-regulatory region sequence-specific DNA binding
Source: RefSeq, a predicted model, not a curated record
GUUGGUUCACAUGGUCUCCAGCGAUCGGCAGACUUUCCUCACAUCUAACUAAACAAGAUCCCUCCGCUGAGAAGGCAUCUGGGUGUAACAGACACUGAAGGCGACCUCGGGAGGGCUGAGAAAGAUUGCCCACUCAGCGCACCGAGAGCACUUCAAGCAACCGACACUUCAGGCACCUGGCGGGGAAACCCCCUGCCUUAACAUUUCUCUGCUAGGUUUCAAAGGAAUUGUUAUGACAUCGAUCUGUUGACAAGGGACGAAAAUACUCAAGUAUUAAAAAGUUCACGGUGAAGUUUGGGGAGUGAGAGCACCUGCUUGUCGUUUGAUUUUUUUUGUUGUUGUCGCUAUGUCUAAGCCUGCGGAUCACGUUAAACGCCCAAUGAACGCUUUCAUGGUCUGGUCCAGGGCGCAAAGGAGGAAAAUGGCCCAGGAAAACCCUAAAAUGCACAAUUCGGAAAUCAGCAAGAGACUGGGCGCGGAGUGGAAACUUUUAACAGAAUCUGAAAAGAGACCUUUCAUUGACGAGGCCAAACGGCUCAGAGCGCUGCACAUGAAGGAGCACCCGGAUUACAAGUAUCGACCCAGGCGCAAGCCUAAGACCUUGCUAAAGAAAGACAAGUUCGCUUUUCCCAUGCCUUACCUGGCGGAUCAGGAAGGGCUCAAGUCGGCCGCCCUGUCCGCCAGCGUUCUGCCAGAUUCCUUGCUCAGUUCGACCGAGAAAGCCAGGCUUUUUUUCCCGCAUGCGACGGCGAACCCGUACUCACUCUUCGAGGCGAGCCACCUGGGCUCCAAAAUGACCGAGAUCGCGCCCACCUCUCUGGCUUCCUUGCAAUACGCCUCUCCAUUAGCUUACCAAGUGGAGCGAGUGCUGCGGCGGGCCGCGGCUGCUGCGGCGGCGCCUUCGGCGGGGCUUCACACUCACACCCACCCGUCGCCGGGCAAUCCAGGCUACUUGCUGCCGUGCAAUUGCACCGGCUGGCCAGCUUCAGGACUGCAGCCCCCCCUCGCCUACAUCCUUCUCCCGGGGAUGAGCAAACCUACACUGGAACCCUACCCUGCCUAUGCAACUGCAUUAUGACAGGAAGCAAAAAGUUUCGUUUGAAGCAAACUGUGUGUUACAUUUAAAGGAAAAGUAUUCAACAACUAAGAUAGUUUGCCAACAGCUGUGUUAUGCGAUUAUUUGGAAUGAAUAGUUUCCCAGACAAUUGUUCUCAGAUCAUUGCCUGAAAAAAAAUCGUUUUGGGAAGACGAGGAACGACUGUAAUUGUUUGUAACAGACGACAGACCAUCGAUCCUAUCCUGGUGCUUGUGCGCCUGUAUUUAUGUAUUUCGAAACAUAGACUUGGAUGAACAAAUACUGCGCUUUCUCAUCCUAUCAGGAGGCCACGAAAAGUCAAAGGAAAUACUGUAAAUGUACAAAAAUGAUAGCAGUGGAUGAAUUCCUGAAUGUUUCAUACAAUUAUACACAGUCCUAGAAGUUUCAAUUUUGUUCAUCUGUAAUGUACUUCGGCAAAAUCUAAACUCAAGACAUUCAAUCAAAUUGUAAAUGUGUGUAAAAAAAAUCACUGUUGCUCUGUCUAUAGUUGUGCAUACAUCACGAAACACGUGAACACGAUGAACAACCAUCCAGGCAACAAUAAGAAAGGACUGUACAUUUGUAAAUAUUGUAGGUUUUAUUCUGCGGGUUGCGACCUAGUGUUUCUUUCAUUCAACAUGCCAAAUGGGCGAACUGUAGAGCUGAAGCCACGCGAAUCACUACACACGGACGAUACAAUUUACUUAAAAGUCUGAACCGGAUUGUAAAUUUGUACAUUUCAGUGUUCGCUGUUGCAUGUUUAAUGCUCAUUUUAUAUUUUCCCCUCCCACGACCUUUAGCUUGGUCUUGGGUUUAAUGUAAACUUACCUAAAAAUAUAACCGGGCUCCGAGCAACACAAAAUAAGAUAUCGAGAGGGACUAUUUCAGUUUGAAGCGGUCAUUGUGCUGACUGCCAAUAUUUGUAUUUAUUGCUUAGGUAGACAAUUAUUUUUGCAUUUUAUCCCUCGGAUAUUGGACUAUUUCUGUCCUUUCGAGUAAUGUUUGCACAUUAAAAAGGUAGUAUCCGGCCCUUAACGGUCAAUAUAAUCUAAAGAUCAAAAAAGUGCGAAUAAGUAGAACUAUACAUAAAAUACCAAGUGCACUAUAGCCCAUAGAAUAGCUAUUACAGUUAAAAGUUCUUCACUGUAGUGCUGUGUGGGGUAGAGCAGGACGACCUCUGACACUGCCAUCUAGUGCUAUUCUUCGUAUUAGUAUUAGUAUUAGUACUUCCGAGUCAUAACUAUUAUUGAAUCUUUUUUUUAUCUCGAAUUUAAAAUGGCACACAACUUUGACGAUUACGAGUUAAAGAUAUGCCGUUGAUCGUCAUUGACAAAUAUAAUCUGUUUUAAAUCAUAAUUUGAUUUUUAUCAACACAUAAUAUCAAGACAUCGGCAAUUAUAUAUAAAAAAAACAUAAGUGUUAUCUAAUAUCUGUGAAUUUUGGUGCGGAGUCUAGCAUUUUGUUUUAUCCCGUUGCUUGUUUACAAACAGCAAUAAAUAGCGCCAUUGCCGUAAAUUUACUUUUCGUUUUUUUUUUAAAGUCCAAAUGAUUUCAAUAUACCUGUUACGUUGUUUGCCGUUAUGUGUAUUUCAAACGUUGCGUGGUCACAGCAUGUUAUUUCAUAAAAUAUUGGCGUUUCUGUAAACAGAAAAUACUUUUUAAUUAUGCAUUUUUGACGAAUCUUUAUGAAGUUUUAAAAAGUGUAAUAUUUUGUUUUUUUUUAAUUUAAUAGUAGACGAUGAACAUUCCUGUAAAUUUUAGGGUCUGAUUCUACCCUGUUCAUUUC